Capsella rubella is the source of this 2294-nucleotide messenger RNA. Its product is annotated as auxin response factor 11. Lineage: Eukaryota; Viridiplantae; Streptophyta; Magnoliopsida; Brassicales; Brassicaceae. Gene Ontology annotation, cellular component: nucleus. Bases 182 to 2002 code for a protein of 606 amino acids. Gene Ontology annotation, molecular function: DNA binding; protein binding. The record is from RefSeq and is a predicted model, not a curated record. Gene Ontology annotation, biological process: regulation of DNA-templated transcription; response to hormone. The transcript is spliced from 13 exons.
ACCCUCCUUUGAUGACUCUCUUGUCUUCUUCUUGUUUAUUUUCUUCUCUGAUGGGUUAAUAAUGCUCUGAGCGUUUUUUCUUUUUCUUUUUGGUUGAGAAGCUCGAUUUUUAGCUUCUUCCUGUUGCUGUUGUUUGCUUUGUGGAAAGCUUGGAUUUUUGUUUUUCUGAGGUUACUUCUCGAUGGCGAAUGUAGUAGAUGCUGAUUUCGGAAGAUCAGGAUCUAAUGACGGUCAAUUGUACACGGAGCUAUGGAAAGCUUGUGCAGGGCCACUUGUGGAAGUUCCUCGUUCUGGUGAAAGAGUUUUUUACUUCCCUCAAGGUCACAUGGAACAAUUGGUGGCUUCGAGUAAUCAAGGAGUCGUUGAUCAAGAAAUACCAGUUUUUAAUCUUCCUCCGAAGAUACUUUGCCGUGUUCUUAGUGUUAUGUUGAAAGCAGAGCAUGAGACUGAUGAGGUCUACGCUCAGAUCACAUUACACCCAGAAGAAGAUCAAAGUGAACCCACAAGCCUUGAUCCACCAUUAGUCGAACCAGCUAAACCAAAGGUUGAUUCGUUUGUGAAGAUUCUAACAGCUUCUGAUACAAGCACUCAUGGUGGAUUCUCAGUCCUCCGUAAACACGCCACUGAGUGUUUGCCUUUACUUGAUAUGACUCAAGCUACACCGACUCAGGAGCUUGUAGCUAGAGAUCUCCACGGCUAUGAAUGGAGGUUUAAGCAUAUAUUUAGAGGUCAACCGAGGAGGCAUUUACUUACAACAGGUUGGAGUACAUUUGUAACAUCAAAAAAACUUGUAGCUGGAGAUGCAUUUGUUUUCUUGAGGGGUGAAACCGGGGAUUUACGGGUUGGCGUGAGACAUUUAGCUAGGCAGCAAAGCACGAUGCCCGCAUCCGUUAUUUCCAGUCAGAGUAUGCGUUUGGGAGUUCUUGCUACAGCUUCUCAUGCCGUUAAUACAAAAUCUAUAUUUAUUGUGUUAUAUAAACCAAGGAUAAGCCAAUUUAUAAUCAGUGUGAACAAGUUUAUGGUGGCAAUGAAGAACGGGUUUUCUUUCGGUAUGCGGUUUAGGAUGAGAUUUGAAGGAGAAGAGUCUCCUGAGAGAAUAUUUACAGGUACUAUUAUUGGUAGUGGAGAUCUAUCUUCUCAGUGGCCAGCUUCAAAAUGGAGGUCACUGCAGAUCCAAUGGGACGAGUCAUCCUCUAUUCAAAGACCAAACAAGGUUUCACCAUGGGAGAUCGAGCCUCUCUCACCAUCCGCGCUAACCCCUACGCCUACUCAUCCACAAUCCAAGUCCAAACGGUCCAGACCAAUUGAUUCAUCAGUUUCAGAAAUCACAGGGAGUCCUGUAGCUUCUAAUUUCUUGAGCAGCUUCUCGCAGAGCAACGAGUCUAAUCCAUCAGGCAAACUGCUGUUCCAUGAUCCAGCAACCGAGAGAAACGUGGACAAAACGGUGCUGUCAAGCGGAUUACAAGGCAAGAACUCAGAGGCUCCGGGCACAAGUUGCUGUAGGCUAUUCGGAUUCGAUCUCACGAGCAAGCCUGCUUCUGCUCCAGUUCCUCCUGACAGGCAACUAAUAAGUGUGAAUUCAAACAACUCUGAUUCUACCACCAAGUGUCAAGAUCCUAACUCGUCUAACUCAACAAGAGAGCAGAAGCAACAAACAUCCACAAGAAGCCGAACCAAGGUGCAAAUGCAAGGAACAGCGGUUGGUCGCGCGGUUGAUUUAACAUUGUUAAGAUCAUACGACGAACUAAUCAAAGAGUUAGAGAAAAUGUUUGAGAUUGAAGGAGAACUUAAUCCUAAAGACAAAUGGGCUGUUGUGUUUACAGACGAUGAAGACGACAUAAUGCUCGUAGGAGACGACCCGUGGGAUGAGUUUUGUAAAAUGGCGAAGAAGUUGUUCAUAUAUUCGAGUGAUGAGGUCAAGAAAAUGAGCUCAAAGUCGUUGUUGGAUGAUGAAGCUACGAUAGUAAAUCUUGAAUCGGAACAGAGGACAGUUCAAGAUUAAUGAAGAACGAAAAUGAUUUCUAUCUUUCUUGGAUCCUCCUCACACCGAGUUGCGAAGUUAGGUGGGCUUUUAUGUGUUUUGCUUUUGAAAUUAGGUGGGUUUGUUAUUUAACAUAAAAGACUAUAAUAUAAUUAAUAUAUAUCAACUAUAUAUAAUAAGAUAGACGAAUGCACUAAGUAUCAUCAUAUUUAGGCUCUAGACGGCGUCGAUAUGUGUGAAGUGAUAGCUUUUUCGACGUGGCUUUCGUUUCGUCGUCAUUACUAAUGAAUGAAUUAUGAAUGAUGAUGUGUUA